UAUAGUCUACGCAGUCUACGGCAAUAUACCACAGAUUGUCACAAAAUUUUAUUCUACACUACACAAUAUUUUGACUCGGAUUGACAGAAGACAAGUAAAUGUAUUCUCUUCGGUUGCCAAAGUCUUGAAAAUCUGAAUGGCGAGAAGUUCAUUAUUUUUUGGCUCUUAUAAGUUCCAUUUCUUUGCAUUGGAAUAAAUACUUUCUUAAAAUUUUGUCCUCAAAGUAUCAUCCAUUCCUCUAGCACAGCGUCUGUUAUUAUUUAUGUAAAUAAAGGUUAUUUUGGAAAUAUUAUGUAAAGAAAGCCAAAAUGAUGACUGAUAACGAAAUCGACGAGGCUUUAUCCUCGUUAGACAUGUUGAUGUCUGAGUUCUUUGCGCCAGCCACAAGUAACUUUAGGAAAAGGGAGAUUGAGAGUAUGCUCGAGAACUUCUCGAAUCGCAGCGACUCCUGGAAACAUUGUUUGUUGUUCUUACAAAAGUCUCAAAAUCAGUAUGUUUUGAUGUUUACAUUGACCACAUUAGAGAACAUAAUCAAUCGGCAAUGGAUCAGUCUAUCAGACAAUGAUAAAACAGAGAUUCGUCUGACACUAUGGAAUGAGUUGUUAGCUAAACAUGAAGUUAUGGUAUAUUUUAUCAGAAAUAAGCUAGCUGCUCUCAUGGUGUCUAUAGCUAGAUAUGACUGGCCUCAUUUGUAUAAUGAUUUCUUCAGCAACAUUGUUGAGUUGAUUAGAUGUGAAGGUCGUCGUUGUCUGCUGGGCCUGGUGUUGGCGCAAGCCGCGAGUGAAGAGCUCGGGGCGGCGCGAGACACGGGCGUGUUGCUGCCCUCCGCACGCAGGAAUCAACUGGAGAGACUUAUGCUAAAGGGAAUGCCACAACUCUUAUGUGCUCUGAGUGAUAUUUUGGAAAAAAACGCACAAAAAGAAGGUCAGUCCAAUCCACCACCAUCACCAACCAAUGGUUUACCACAAACAUCUGCCUUGCCAGACCUUUUGGCCAAUGCUCAUGAAGUCAGUACUACUACAGACAAGGCUUUGAAUAUGGAAAUCGUGGUAAAGUGCCUAACAACACUACAGCAUUUGUUCUCAUGGUUGCCACUGUCAUCGCAUGUACCUCCUUCGUUAGUUACCACUGUGUUUUAUUGGGGCAGUAUAGCCACACAAUCUCAGAGCGUGGAGGCGGCGCUGUGCGGGCUGGGCGGCGUGUGCGAGCUGCUGUACCGGCGGUACGCGCCGCCGUCGUCCGCGGCCACGGCGCUGCGCCUGCAGCACUGCGCGCUGCGCCUGCUGCGCCACCUCACGCACACGCCGCACGCCAUCCUGCACGCGCACCACGAUUACCUUAACAAGUUAGCAGAGUUCCUGAAACUAUUUAUUUCAUUGCAUUUCAAGAGGCUGGAGGCGGAGCCCGAAUUUGAUGCCAUAGAAUUCUUGUCAUAUCUAUUCCAAUAUACAUUCCAGGUUCCUACGUGUGCUAUAUUUGUAAAUUGCUUAGAUAUAUGGAUACAAUUUAUGGAUAUUCUAAAACCCGAAGAUACACCAAAAUAUUGGGAAGCAUUGCAAGCACUUGUAAAUGGCGUGUUGAACAAAAUCCAGUUUCAACACAACAAAGCUCAGUUACAACACCUUGAUAACGACGUGUGUGACGAUGACGGCGAGACUGAAUGGCAAACAUUCCUGAAACACUGUAUAGAAUGUAUAGCUCGGGUUGCGGAAUUGGCCCCGUUAGAUGUAUUCACCAUCGUGCUGGAGCGCUGGCAGUGCCUGGCGGGCGUGCACGCGCGCGCGGCCACCCGCGGCGGCGAGGGCGAGCGCCUGCUGGCCGCGCUGCUCGACCUCGCCACGCUCACGCGCGUGCUGGGCCGCCUCGCGCCUGCACUGCUAGCAGAGACGGAGAGCAGCCGGCGCGCGACGGGCUGGGCGCUGGGCGCCACGCUGGUGGAGCGCUGCGGCGCGGCGCUGGCGGGGGCGGCCCUCACGCGCCCGCACCGCGCCGCUGCGCACGCGCAUCAUGCGCAUGCGCAUGUGCAGGUACACGCGGAGAUGUUCGCCUGUAUGGGCGCUUGGUGUUGUUACGCCAACGAGUGUGGUGUUCCUGUCCAGACGAUGGAAGGGCUGUUCACAUCUGCUGUGCCUUUCCUACUGCCUCAUGAAAUACCGGAACCACCGCUACUAUGUCAUGCCGCCGCGCAUUUGCUGUUAAGUCUUGCGAAGAUUGUGAAGUUCAACAGCGAUCCGGUGGUGCUGGCCGGUGACUUGUAUGAGCACGCACAAAGAUCUUUGCAAUACCUUGAGCCAAAGACGGCGGGCGUGGUGCGCGAGGCGCUGGUGUCGCUGUCGCUGCGCGGCGGGGGCGCGGCGGGGCGCGCGCUGCUGGCGGCGUGGGGCGCGGCGCUGGGCGCGGCGGGGCCCGCGCGCGCCCUGCCCCCGCUCACCGCGCUGCUGCACGCCUUCGCCGCCGCACCCACCUCCUCCAAGAAGGUGAUAGCUGAAGGAAUACAGAGUGCAGCGGAAACUGCGCUUCGUAUGUUGUGCGAGCCAACGUUCGCUACUGCUGAACCGGAGAUCACGGAUUUUUUCCUCGCUCUGUUUACCGCCCUACUGCCACAAUUGGGCAAUUUCGCAUACACCGCCAUCGACGUAUUCCUAGAAGUUGCUCAAAGGGGCGGCGGCUCGGGCGGACUGGAGCGGCUGGUGGAGUGCGUGCGGCUAGGCGUGGAGGCGGGCGGCGGCGGCAUGCUGGUGCGGGCCGUGCUGGCGCUGCUGCAGCGACACGUGCUGCCGCGCGCCUCCUGCGACCAGCCCGACCUGGCGCGCGCCGCCUACCGCCUGCUCGCCAGUGUGCUGAUCCACCGAUGGCGAUACUUCUUCCCCAACAAGUGUGAGGAAGCUGAGAGCAGCGCACGCGCAGACGAACUUCGCGGCGCUCUAUCAGCGUUAGGCCGAGCUCUGCUGCAGCCGGAUAUCGAGCUUUUGCGACUCAACAUCGAUACUCUUGACUCACUUAAUACUAAGUGCAAGCUGUACCAUAAGGUGAUGUUCCGCACGGAGUUCCUGGGCGAGUUCCUGUCGGUGCUGCUGCUGGGGCUGGCGGAGGGCGGCUGGCGCUCGCUGGCGCGGGACGAGGUGACCGCGGCGGUGCACGCCAUGGCCACGGUGGACUUCCCCGCGUUCCGCACCGCCUUCCUGCCGCACUUCCUCGCGUCGCUGCCCGGCCUCUCGCCCGAGCACCAGCACCAUCUCGCGCAGUUCCCGCCGGACACGGACCUGCCAACUUUCACGCAGAAUAUUCAACGCCUGAUGAACGACGUGAACUGUUACCGCGCAUACAGCUCACUGGCGCCCGUCGGUAUGGCGUCAUAGCAUCUCCUCGCAUUUCACAUGUUGCUGUGAUAUGGACCACAUUGUGAUAUCUUACUAUAGAUUUGUAGUUCUUUGUAAACAAAUCGACCAUUUUCAUAUUUCUUGGGUGUAUGUAUGACAUUUGAAAGAGACAAUAUUCUCCAGAUCGUUUGGUUUUUUGACAUUUCGAGUAGCGACUAGCGCGGACGUUGACCUUUAUUUGAAGUGUUAUCAAUGAUCUCAAAGUUUUUGGACUUGAUCAUGACAAGGCUAUAAGACAAGGUUAGCUUUGAAGACGACAAAACUGACCUUUUCAGUCAUUAAAAUUGUUCAUGCGUGACAUGUUUCAAGGAGUUUUUUUUUACAUAUCAGUUGAUUCAUCAUUACUGGGCAACCUAUUCCGGUAUUAACCAUUGCCGAUUAAUUCAGUGCCCCGUACUGAAUAACGGAACACUCACAAUCAACAUAAUAAAUUUCCAGUUAUUGUGUUGGCAGAAUGCUGUAUCCAUCGGCGAUUGUAACUAGAAUUGGGUCCGUUUUACUUUUUAUCUGGAUGAGUUGUUAACUUUGUCGUUUAGACUGGGAUAUUGAAUCAAAUAGAAAGCUACAUUAUUGGCAACUGAAAUAUUUAUGUUUCCAUGGGGUUUGCUUGUUUCUGAGUUAAAUGCUAUAUUGAAUCUUUUUGGACAUGGUUUUAUUAUUGAUCAUUACCUAAUUUUUUUGAGAACAGGACCAUUAUUAUUAUACAAUAAGAUAGUGAAAUUCGUUGGGAAUCUGUCAUACAUACUGUAAUGAAAAACAUAAGAUAGAAACAAGUACCUUUUUUAUGAAUGCAAAAACGUUACAGUAGGUUUUCUAAACUGGGUUGGGGAAAUGCUUUAUUUUAGUUUUUAUCUCAAGUUAAUGAGCUAGCUGUUGCUUAUUUUAUGCUGCAAUAUUAGAAUUGACAAGUAGUUGUUAUGUUACUCGAAUCUGAGCUGACAUUUAGUUGGCAUUAUUAUUUGUGGGUAGUUAGGACUUACUAUGGAAGGUAAUUAAUGAAAAGGGUGAAUCAUUGUUGAUAGAAAUAAGUACUAAUUAUUUUAAUUGAAUAAAAUUAGGUAUUUUAUUUAAUUUUAUCUCUAGUUUUACUAUCACGAAUACUGUUUACCGAGACUUAGUUCUUGGUUAAAUUUGGCAUAUAAGACUGUAUAUAUAUAUUUGUUUAAGCUAAUUCCAUAUACUACAAUAGAUGCCUGGUUUUGUUUAUGCUUAAUUAAAUAUAUACAAUCGUGUUUGCCAUUUGAGUUUACAAAACAAAUCAUUUACUUGCAUUUAUAAAAUAUUAUAUUGUAUUAGUAUGAAGCAAACUUUGAAAAUAGUGUUUACUAGUCAUUGGAAGGGUUUAUAUGUAGGUUUACGUGUUUGAUACGAAUCUGUUGAGAAAAUCUUUGAAUUCGAUAGGAUAGAGAUGAUAGCUGAUUUAUGUCAGAAGACAUUUUAUUAGUAUAAAAUUUGUUGCAACCUACAACACUGCAUAUGCAGCAAAAAUCUACAAAAUUAUAAAACCUCAUGCAAAAGUCUAAACUUUUACUAGGCUUAAAUUUGUUGGUGAAGCAAUAAAACCUUUAGUAAUACCUUGAUUCAUAUUAGGUUUUAACCAGCAGCACUAAGCCCCUUAUUUUAUACACAAACGGAUAUUGGUAUUCACGUCCAUCUGUAUAAAGGAUUUUACAGUCUAAAGAACUGAGUUUUAAUUAAACUGGGGUUUACGCGGCAUAAAUAAAAUUAUGUAAUUUGACAUGCAUGUUAUUAUAAAUCCUUUCUAUCCUCGUUGACAAACGUGAUACCGUUUAGAUUGCCUUUUAUCAUGUUUACUUAAAAACUAAAUUACUUUUCAUUUUUAAAUGCAAUUAUUUACAUUAUUUGUAGAAAACGUAGAUAGGGUUUAAGAUUGGAAUGGUAAGGUCAACGCAUUAUAAGAUAAAUCAAUAAAGGUCAGAAAAUUUUUAUACUUAAAAAAAUAUAAUAUACAUUGUAAAAGCCGUCGCACCAGACACCUAAUAGACCUAUGCAACUUAUGCAGGUAAUCCUUAUCUUUUAGUGGUUCAAAUACUCUUUGCUUUAUAGAUAUGAUCAAUUUCGUACAUUUUACUUUUAACAGAAAUUUCUGUCCCCUAAAAUAUUAGACGUAGACCACUUGCUUGCUUUGAGCGCAUUUAUUGGUUUUAUCGUUUUAUUUAAUUAUUUUAAUCUCUUUUAUCUGCGAUUAUUUUCUGGUGUUCUGCUGUGGCGGUUGAAGUACUGUAGUUUUGUUAGUGACACAAAUUUUUGAUUGUUGUGUUUUAUAUGAAACAAAAUUAUAGAGUAAAUGAUACCUUGGUUAUUUCGAUUUAUUUAGUUUUUGGUAUUUUAUGGUGCAAAACACAAGAAUUUACAAGGUUAAAUUGUUUAACAGAAUUUGGAUAAUACAUAGUUUUAUGUUCUACUUAUAUUUCUGUAUGCUUAUUAAAAAAAGGAAAAUAAAUAAACCUAGUUGUUGUA
This is a messenger RNA of Trichoplusia ni (cabbage looper), 5861 nucleotides long. RefSeq names its product exportin-6 (gene ebo). The record is from RefSeq and is a predicted model, not a curated record. Gene Ontology annotation, molecular function: nuclear export signal receptor activity; small GTPase binding. Lineage: Eukaryota; Metazoa; Arthropoda; Insecta; Lepidoptera; Noctuidae. The transcript is spliced from 21 exons. Gene Ontology annotation, biological process: protein export from nucleus. The coding region runs from base 309 to 3359 and encodes 1016 amino acids.